Molecule: messenger RNA, 402 nt
Organism: Cavenderia fasciculata
Lineage: Eukaryota; Evosea; Eumycetozoa; Acytosteliales; Cavenderiaceae
Exons: 1
Coding region: 1-402 (133 amino acids)
Source: RefSeq, a predicted model, not a curated record
AUGCCAAACCUCCAAAUAUUUCAUGCAACACUAACACCAACCGAUCGUUACACUUUAAAUGACACUAAUAUUAGCAAGUUGGUGUGUUAUCAUCCAGAUAUGGCACCAUUAUUUGCAGGCAGUAUUCCAUCAACCACCAAAACCAUUAAAAUCAGAGAUUUCUACUUUACGAUCGAUGAAACAAUCAAUGGGUUGGAAGUCGAAACACUAAUCAUUCAACGUCCAAACCAAAUCACUGAUGAAAAGAUCAACGCAUUCGCAAGACAUGGGUAUCAAUAUCGUGGAGCAAUAUUUAAACAAUUACCAGACACACGAUCAUCAACUAGACAAUAUACAUUUACAAAAUCAAAAACUGGGGAUCCACAAAUAACAAUUGAAUUACCAAAAAUAGAGUUGGCUUGA